AUGCCUCCGAUAUCCUCUCAGCGUCGAGCCGUGACCGAAGAGAUCUCACCGCUUUCAGACGAUGAUGUCGGCUUUCUCUACCAAGUUAUCGCUGCCGCCGAGACAAAACCCGAAGCGGAUCGACUCCCUUUCCGGGCGCUCUUUGAAGCAUACGACGAAGUCGUUGGCGAACAUGGCGUCAACGCGGACCCAGGCCAUGCAUGCCUGCGCUUCCUAUUUAAGAUGGGAAGCAAAGGUGUACGCGGCGAGACUCUUUUCGACAAAUUCGAAAAUGCGCUCCAGCAGAUGGGAAUCGUAAUUGAAAUCGGCGAUGACGGCUCUACGAACCUUAAUGAGACACAUGACUAUGAUCAAUAUACAGUGGAUGUUACCCACAGCCAAGCGGUUGACCAUGACCAUGAUCAUGGGCAUUCACCACUUGCGAAUGGGGUACCACCGACACCCAAACGGCGCGCAUCGUUCAACACUACGUACGACAUUGGCGAGGAUGCUACACAGAGAAGUGCAAUCAAUCGCCCUAGCUCUCGAUCAUCAAUGUCGCGACUUGAAAUUGGCAAGCCCGAGUUUUCUAAACCAAAACUGUCACCUACCUCGAGGCAUGAUUCUGGGCCUAUCAAAUCGCCAGAUCGGACACAAUUAAUCAGCCAAUUUUUGGAUGUCGGUCGGCGAUUGCUUAACAGGUUUGAUGGAACAGAAAACAAGCACGGAGUAACGGAAGAACCCCCUUUGACUAAUGGAGUAGUUGCGAGAUCAGCCGUUGCUCGUGAUCGUUCGAGGAGAAUGGCCGAAUCAUCACGUCCCCGUCGCUCACCCUCGUACGAUUCAGAUACCUCUGAGUCCGAAGAUAUGCAAUCAAUCAUGUCGCAGAGCCCAGAACACGAUUCUUUUGACAAAGAAGAGGUACCGCCAGAGUUCAUUUAUCGCCCGCAACUUUCGGAUCUACUUCGGGAUGCUUCGACGUUCAACAUGUACCGACAGCGAUCGAUUUGCCGUCGAAUUUUGACACAAUGGCUGAAAAAAGCCUUUCAGGCGCGACAGACCCGCCAAACAAGGGAAACACUUGCUGUCAAUUACGAUCGAGGCCUUCUUCUCCGGCAAGCGUUUGAUCCAUGGCGAGGGGUCAUUCAAGAAAAACGCCACUCGGCUCGAACAGAUCGGUUCUUCAAACACCUUGAAGCGCGUGCCUGUCGCGCACGGGAUUUAUAUCUGAUGACAAAAGCGUUCAGUCACUGGGCCCAACUCACGUCGGAAGAAGUAGCUCGGACCUCUGCUGCCCGGAGACAUGUACUUGGCGUCAAAUAUUUCAAUGCCUGGCGCGAGAUCACUGCCGUCAAUGAGUUGAAGGCUCAGCGUUUUGCGCUACGGAGGCCUUUCAAUGCAUGGCGGAAGAAGAUCCAAGACUUGAAGGCAGCAGAGACACAAGCAGUCAGUGUACGCAACACAAAGAUUCAAAAAGCAGCGUUUUGGGACUGGUGGUGGUGCUUCUGUGACCGGCGUGUCCUUGAGGUUUCCGAUUACCGACUCAAAAGACGGUCACUUCUUUCCUGGCUUCGGAACUUGCGAACCAAUCGAGAGCGCGACCAUGAAAUAGACCUGCACAACAAACGGUCAUCUCUGAAGUCGGUACUUCAGAUAUGGUCUCAACAAUCCAAAUCCAUUGCAGUUGCAGAUCAGGAAGUCCAGGCUUCUCGGCGCCAACAUGACCUCAGAGAAACCUUUGAUGAAUGGAGAAUUCAGUCUCGGCUGGCCCCAGCUGCUUCUCGAGUCUCUGAGAUGGUCGAUACUAGGAUUCUACGAAACGCCUUUUCACAAUGGAUUGGAAAGAUCGAAAUAAUCAGACAGGCAGAAGAGGCAGAUCGCCAUCGAAUACAACAAAACGCGUGGAUCUCCUGGAAUGAUACGCUCCGGUGCUUGGCUCUUCGUGCUCGAAUUGACGAGCGGAUCAAAAUGGAGGCGAUGUACAAAUGGAUCUUAAUGGAAAGAUUCGAGCUGAUGCGAAGGAUACGCGAGCAACGCAUCAAGCGAGAAGUAUUUUCUCGAUUUGUGACAAACACCCGGGACACUUACACUCGUUUACUGUUUCAUGCGGAAGCCUAUGAAGCCCAUCAGGCUGAAAACUUGGUUCGAUCUAAAUUUGCUAUUUGGCGUGAUCAAGUGCAACUUCAGCGCGAGCGGGAGUAUGUAGCAUCUGAGUUCUACGCGCCACGGCUUGCAGCUGAGUCUCUCACGAUCUGGCGAUCCAAACAUAAUCAAGUGGUGAAGAUGGAAGGAUGGGCUCAAGAUGCUCGAUUCUAUUUCUUGAUGAAGAAGUUCAUGAAGCAAUGGCAUCAGGCCAAAGUGGACUCUGGCAAACGACGGCGGCAAGAAUCGUAUGCUAAAGUUCGGCGGCAUAUCAAGGUCAAUCUUGCGUCUAAGGCGUUAGCUGCCUGGUCAUCAAAAACUCGUAUCAUCAUGGAGAUGGAACAACAAGCUGGUGAUAUUGAUCGCGAAAAAGUGCUUGCCGACACGUCCGAGAUAUUCGUCCAAUGGCACGGCAAAACAACCAAGAGAAUUCAGGAUUGCCAGGAAGCCGACGAUUCCUAUUUCCGACAACUCGCAUUUGAUCAGAUGAUGCAAAUGUCCGAAACCUUCAUCAUUCGACGUGAGUUAGAAGACCAAGCAGACAAUGUAUACCGAUUGCAUGUUCUACGACUGGCGGCAGCUUCUCUUCGCAAGCUCAGCCUUCGUAUCUUCCAGAUGGGCAGUACCGCCGAGACCGCCGAAGCCAUGCGGGAAAGAAAUCUGAGGAAGCACUCGAGAAACAUGUUCCGCGAUUGGGUGGACAAGGCCCGAAUGAAGCUGGAGGCUCGAGAUUCGGCCGGUCCAACCUUCACUCCUGCACGAAUGUCAACCUUUGGAAAUGGCGAUGGCGCCGGAUCAGCGAUGUUCGACCCCUGGUAUCAAGAGCAGGCAGAAACACCCUUCAAAAUAAGCGACUUCACGGCAACAUCUCAGGCAACCUCCCAGGCAACCUCCCAUGAUCCGAUCUCUGCAAGCCCAUUGGCAACACCCAAUUUCACGACCUCUCCCUCUAAACGGGCCGCCCGGGCGCGAGCCCUCGCCCAAAUGUCCACCACCCCUGCCACACCCUUACGCACACCUUUCGCAAGUCGACUACUUCGGGCUGGGACUUCGACUGCUUUAUCCACCUCUUCAAAACAGCCACGGACUGGUCGGCGAAGCUCAGUGGGAAAUAGCGUCCGGUUUGUGGAUGAAGAACCUCCCGAGUCUCCGACAGAUGGUCGCAGCUCCUUUGCGUUGUUCAAGUCGAGGGUCAUCAGUCAUACCGAGUGGAGCGGAAGCGUAAUCGACUGGGUCUCCAGGUCUCUCUUCCGCCUUGUCCCCUGCCGCAACGAGCGUCAAACUCCCGAACCAACCACCUCUAUGCGAGCGGUACUGCCGGGGAGGCCCCCAGCGAAGCUCCAGGCGUUCAGCACGGCGCUGUGGGAUGGUCUUCGUGUUGUUGCAUACAUCUCCGGCCACGCGCUGGUUAUCCUCGGCGGUCCGCAAACGCUCCUCCAAACGAUCUACGUCGACGAUACAGAUACGCUCGAGGCCGUAGCUUUUGACGAGACAUCUGGCAAGAUUGCAGUUUGCGGCGGCCCUGAUGUGUUCGUGUACCAGCCAUAUGGCAUCCAAGGCGAGACUCUCAAGUGGUCGCUCCUUUAUACAUUCCGCGCCCCCGAUGACGACGAACCGAUCUAUACUUUAUCGUGGGGUUCCUCGAACGAGCUCCUGGUGGGCAACUCCCGCCUCGCCCUUUGGUUUAUGAACGACGAACCACGCCUUGUAUGGAAAAGAAAGCUUGCAACCCCCGUGAAAUUCGCGCAAUUUUCCCCAGAUUCAUCCUUGAUUGUUACAGUAGGGCAUUAUGACCGCUUAGUCAAGGUAUGGAGACGACUUGCCUUUGGCGCAGACGAGGUUCGGUUCGAGAACUCGUAUCUGCCUCAUCCGAAUGUCGUCACCGGGAUACACUGGCGGUUACCUCGGCACCCCGAGCAAUCUAUGGAUAAUGUGCUGUAUACAUUUUGCGCCGAUAACAAGAUUCGAGUAUGGGCUGUCACGGACCUUCAUGCGCUUUCUGCUCUACAGUUCUGGGCAGAAAUAGACAUGGGUGAGUCGGUACAACCUAGACAUGCGUCCGAUGAGGACCAAGGACCGCAACGGCGAUAUGGGUUUAUCUUGGAUAGCCGUGACUUCUGUGUUGCGACUGAGCGUGCUGUUCAGAGGACUACAGGAAACAAGGAAAACCAUGCGCUAGAACACAUAAUCGAGGUUGCAAGCAAGGCUCCGGAGAUCUGUGUUGUCAUUGAUGGCCAGGGCCACAUGUCCGCUUGGGCUUUGGAAGAUAUCGGUUCUAAGGCGAAAACAAAAUUGAGCGUCUUCAAUAUUCUCCAUGUCGAAGGCUUGGACUUGGGAUUUGCAUUGGAUCAGUUACCACAAGAAGACUAUGCUCAGAUUCAUGCAUUCCAGAGUACAACAUCUGACGACAAGCUCAGCGUUCUGGUCCAUCACUUCGACGGUCGGAUCGAGUGGUAUGAUUCCCAUGUGGAUGUUCUAUUUGAUCCUGCACCCCGCACAAAAAGAAUUACUCAAACGGCUUCUUGGUCUGGCCAUACUGCCCCUGUGAAAAAGAUCGUCCGGAAUGCGAUUGGAGAUACACUGGUGUCACGUACCAACGAAAACAAAGCCACUGUAUGGACACAGCGGCGUCGAGACGGGGGAUCGAUCUUAGCACACAAGAGCAUCCUCCUCUCGGAUGAGCAUAUUCAUCGGACAUGUGUGCUGGAGAACAGUGAUCUUCUCGUCAAUCUCCACCACAAUGGGGUCUCCCUAUGGGAUUUCAGCUCAAAUCAAGCCAAGAAAUUGGCUUCUCUGCCAUUCACACUCCCCGGGAAGCCACUAUGUGUGCUGCCAAUCCCCAGCACCCAAGCGACUCCAGGCAUUUCCUAUGUAGCAACGAUAUGGGCAGACAUGCACGGAAUCGCGUGGGAAAUACGAGGCCCAAGUCGGGAAGGCCAUAAAGGGAGCUUUGUAAAUGGCCAUGACUAUCAAUUACGAGAAUUUUGCACUUUUGACAUGGGGCUUAGGGAGGAUGUUGCAUAUAUCCUUCCUGUGGACCCAGCAGGCCCCAAAACAGAAAUAUCGGGGUUCUUCGAUUCUUUUUCUGCCGACAUUGCUCUCACUUACACCCACAGUGGAGUUGUGCGGACAUGGACAGCCACGGUCGAUCCAACGUAUGCGAAGGUCGAUUGGCUACUUCAAUCCACCGUUAAUACAGGCAUCACCAACCCAUCUAUGGCUAGUGGAAGCUCUAUUCGCAAGGCAGCUCUGGUUGACGAGGACCGGACUCACCUCACAAUUUGGGACACCAACAAUGCUCAGCUGGAGUUUGAGGAACAUUUUGCUUCACAUGACAUUAUCCGGGAUUUGGACUGGACAUCAACACCAGACAAACAGUCCAUCUUGGCGGUGGGAUUCCCACACAAGGUUGUCCUCUUAUCUCAGCUGCGCUAUGAUUAUCUAGAUUCCCGGCCUUCGUGGACACAAGUUCGGGAGAUCUGGAUCCGAGAUCUCACACCUCACCCUAUAGGAGACUCUUGCUGGCUAAAUAACGGCCAUUUAGUCAUUGGGGCUGGCAACCAACUGUUCGUUUAUGACAAGGAUAUUGAUGUUGGAGAUCGUCUAGUGUGCGAGCUCCGGAUGCCGUCCCGAGGGCUGUCGUCUGUCGAUAUGUUCGACGUUGUCAGCCGGCUGAAUGGCCCGUUGCCUGUAUUCCAUCCACAGUACUUGGCACAGUGUAUUCUGUCUGGGAAGACUAGCUUGGUACAUUCGAUUCUCUUGAACCUACAUCGCAAGCUGAAGUUCUACACCGAGGGCGACGAGUUAGAUGGUUUCCUAGAGAUGCCGGUAGAAUAUUUCUACAAGCAAGAUGGGUCCCAACAAGCGAUCUCCAAGGAAACGCGCUCUUCCUACGUCGACUCCACUGGUGAAGAAUUGUUGUCUGUCGUAGAUGAGAACACCGCGGCCGCGCUCAAUGAGAGUUUAGCACGGAUCGCCUUGCCGCAGCUGUCUAGCCACGAGCAAUUCCGCUUGGCAGAUACCAUUGAAUGCGUUGCAAUGGUUGAGAAGCAUCGGCGCUCAAUGGACGAUAAUGCAGCACGCUAUCUUUUAUUCUUCCGACAGCAUAUGCUGCGGCGGACUCAAGGAGUCGCCAACAAAGACACUGUCUCAUGGCGAGAGAUCGUUUGGGCUUACCACAGCAGCAGCCAAGAUAUUCUCACAGAUCUUGUCUCCCGGCAAUUCAAUGGAAAAUUGACUUGGAAGGCUGCUCGUGAAAGCGGUCUCUUCAUGUGGCUAUCGGAUCCCGUAGCUGUGAAGGCACAACUCGAAAUCCUUGCCCGAUGUGAAUACACCAAGACGGAAGAGAAAAACCCUAUUGACUGUACUUUGUAUUACCUCGCCCUGGGAAAGAAGAACGUCCUUCAGGGUCUCUGGCGUAUUGCACACUGGAACCGUGAACAGGCAGCAACCCAACGUUUAUUGGCAAAUGAUUUCAAGGAACCACGAUGGAGGACAUCUGCGCUCAAAAAUGCUUAUGCAUUGCUUGGAAAGCGACGAUUUGAAUAUGCUGCAUCUUUCUUCCUUCUCGCCGAUCAUCUACGUGACGCUGCAAACGUCAUCAUAAACCAGAUGGGUGACAUCCAGCUCGCGAUCGCAAUCACUCGAGCCUCAGAAGGGGACAACGGACCGGUUCUUCGGGAGAUACUGGAAGAGAAAGUAUUACCCGAAGCCGCUUCCGAGGGCAACCGCUGGAUGGCCUCUUGGGCUUUCUGGAUGCUUGGACGACGGGAUAUGGCAGUGCGGGCACUGAUUUCCCCGGUCGAGACCCUCCUAUCACCAACAACGACCCCAGCCACCCCGGGAAGUCCGGGGCGGGUAACCCUUCAGUCCAAGUCAUAUCUUUCCAACGACCCUGCCUUGGUAGUCUUAUACCAACAACUCCGCGAAAAGACACUCCAAACCCUGAAAGGGGCCUCCAAAGUGCGACCCAGAGAAGAAUGGGAAUUCAUUAUCCGCAAUGCCCGACUUUACGACCGUAUGGGUUGCGACCUGCUCGCUCUUGAUCUGGUACGCCACUGGGAGUUCCUGGGCGGACUCCCUACUCAGGAUGCAUUGAAGCCUGGUACCUCCCUAGAGAUGGAUGAGAACGGAGUCGAUUACCGAAAACUGCUCCGUCGGCGGAGCAGCCUCGUAGUUGCUGAUAUGCCGGUGCACCGAGCAGAUAUCUUGCAGAAACCUGCCGUUUCUGAAACCACACCCGACGAGCAACCGAUGAAAGAAGAACAAAAACCGAAGCCCAAACCACCACCUACGAUGUUUCAUGAGCCGGAUGCCAAUUCGUUGCUGGACAGCUUUGGGUUCUAG
Molecule: messenger RNA, 7467 nt
Organism: Penicillium expansum
Lineage: Eukaryota; Fungi; Ascomycota; Eurotiomycetes; Eurotiales; Aspergillaceae
Product: RAVE complex protein Rav1 C-terminal
Exons: 10
Coding region: 1-7467 (2488 amino acids)
Biological process (GO): vacuolar acidification
Cellular component (GO): RAVE complex
Molecular function (GO): protein binding
Source: RefSeq, a predicted model, not a curated record